Lampris incognitus (smalleye Pacific opah) is the source of this 6092-nucleotide messenger RNA. It is a transcript of the gene nfkbid, whose product is annotated as NF-kappa-B inhibitor delta. The transcript has 11 exons. NCBI's taxonomy places the organism in Eukaryota, Metazoa, Chordata, Actinopteri, Lampriformes, Lampridae. Gene Ontology annotation, cellular component: nucleus. Gene Ontology annotation, biological process: regulation of gene expression. Bases 307 to 1746 code for a protein of 479 amino acids. The record is from RefSeq and is a predicted model, not a curated record. Gene Ontology annotation, molecular function: protein binding.
CUUUACUUGUUUAGUGGAAAUUACGUUCAUGAUGAAAAAUUAGGAGAAAGUGCACUCACGAUUUUAGACAUUUGAUGUGUCUCCCAAGGAAAGUGCAAACUUGACAUCAUGUACAAUGAGGUGUAAUCUGUCGUAAUUAUGCAGGAAAUUGUCAUUUUACUUUGAGAAUGUGAUAAGAAUGUGAUGUAGGCUCAUAUCACAACUUCAGCUUGAAUAUCUAUUUCUUGAGCAGAAUUUAUAUCAGUUAAUUGCAUGAAUCUGAAAUAGUUCAAAAAGCCAAACGUCAUCCACUCGGAUGAAUCUUUUAUGAGCUUUGCAAAAAUUGUCUCUACAAAUUGCGAGGGUUUUUCUAACGGGCUUUCUUCUUCUUCCUCAGCGCCAAAGGAGAAGUCGUGUUACACUCUUUCCACAGUGAAGAAACUCUUGGAGCAGAAGAGAAAGCGCGAGACUUCCUCCGGGUCCCCUUCGGGCUCCACAGCAAGUGCAAGUCCUGUCCCUGCCGCGGCUGUCCCACAGGUGUCUACAGCAGAACCAGCAACCUCUACCGGUGCAUCAAGCAGUUACUCAGACAUGGCAGUGGGCUAUCAGCAAUGGGGGGCUAUGGCAGAUUCUGCAGAGCCUUUCAGCUUCUACGCCACCUCCACAAGUGUUGGCUAUGGUCCAACCUGCAGCCCACCAAUGGCUACUGGCUAUAGCACACAACAGCAGACGCAGGGAUACGGGAACGCCUCAAUGUCUCAGAAUUAUCAGGUCUGCCCAGUGACAGCAGCGGAUCCCAGUCUGUCUGCCUCCGGGACCGCUCUGGGAUCCAUUCUGACCCCACAGCUGAGUUUUGGUUUGCAAAUGGAUCCUGCCAAGCUGGAAGAGGCCAGAAUGUUCCUCCAAGGGAUGGACUAUAAUAAAACCACCAGUCAGGAUGAAGAUGGAGACACGAUUCUGCAUAUCUAUACAGCCAAGGGGCUCAGGGAGUGGGCCUUCGCUGCUGCAGAGAGGCUGAAGGAUUGCGGACAACUCGAUGCCAAAGAACACAAGGGCAAGACUGCUUUGCUGGUGGCAGUGACAGCAAACCAGCCGGAUAUCAUCCAAGACCUGAUGUUAUUCGGCGCGGAUGUCAACGCCUGUGACUUCAGUGGUCAGACUGCCCUUCACCUGGCUGCCGAGUACGGCUUCCCUGAGGUCAUACAGGUAAUUCUAUCCAGUCAUGCAGUGAACCUGGAAACUCGCAAUUUUGAAGGCAUGACUCCUCUGCACUGUGCAGCCAUUUCUCACUGUGAAGUGGUGAAGGGUCUCUCAGCUAGUCGGCUCUUAGACGCCGGCCUUCAGGCAAAGGCGGGGAAGACGCGCUUCUGCCUGCAGAUUUUGCUUAAUAACGGAGCGUCGCUGCUCAGCCAGGAAAUCAAAAGUAACAAGACAGUCCUGCACCUGGCUGUCAAGGAGGGGAACAUCGAUUUGGUUCGACAUCUGCUGAAUGUCCCUCUGUCAAACAUGAGGGACUUUGUCAACAUGAAAGCUCAUGGACACACGCCCUUACACAUGGCAGCUGGUCUUCACGGGAACCCCCACCAGGAGGAGAUUCUGCGGCUGCUGCUAAGCAACGGAGCCGACCCCAGCAUCCGCAACCUGGAAAAUGACCAGGCCGCUCACCUGCUGCAGAGCGGCCCCCAAGGAGAGCAGCUCAAGCUCAUCCUGAAGAGACGCAGUACUUCUACCCGUCGACGUGUGAUGUCCUUGCAGGACAAAGAAUGACUGGGAUUAGUUAAAUUCCCCAUGUAGCCCUCCCUGUCUGGCAAAAUGGGACCCAAUGCGGCCCCCUUUGGCUUGACAUGGAGGGAAUUGUUUGGUAUCUUCUUGUGAGGUGUUAAGGAGUCUCUGGCCUAUAUGUGGCUGGAGCGUUUUCUUUCAAACAACCUGUUUGACAUACCCAUAUCUGGAAAUAAUGAUUUAUGUUCAAAUUGGCCAAAGUAUGCUUUAGUUCCUUUAAAGCUGAAAUUAUUUAUAGCCAAGUGCUUAUCCAACAUGUUGGAUGGCAGUCGUUCUUGCUUCUAAAAUUGAAGUGUUUCUUUCGAAUUAAAUGAGAUAUUCGUCUCACAUGGCUGCUGCUGCCUCCAAAGUGAAGCACAUUUUGGGCUACUAGUGCACCUUUUCUCUCAAAACAGUCAUGGUUUUGAGGGUAGGUGUGAUAAGCUGCAAUCCAUGGUUUUUCUCCAUUAAUAAGUUAUUUUAUCCAUUUGAAAAGUGAUGAUGAUGAUGUGGCAGUUGUGUUAUACAGACAAUGUCACAGUACAACAGUUUGAUGUAGAAGGCCGUGAGAAACAGACCUGCUGCAGCCGGUUUUCUCAGGCUACACAUAAAGUUUGGCGGCCGCUGUCACUUGUGUGCCAUCAGCUCACCAGUAAGCAGUUUGCACCUUUGUAAAAAAACAAAACAAAAACGGGAUUCUAGCAGGUGUCCAGGUAGCGUAGCGGUCUAUUCUGUUGCCUACCAACACGGUUCAAAUCCCUGUGUUACCUCCAGCUUGGUCAGGCGUCCCUACAGACACAAUUGGCCAUGUCUGUGGGUGGGAAGCCUGAUGUGGGUAUGUGUCCUGGUCGCUGCACUAGCACCUCCUCUGGUCAGUUGGGGUGCCUGUUCGAGGGGGGAGGGGGAACUUGGGGGGGGUGUGAUCCUCCCCACGCGCUACUUCCCCCUGGCAAAACUCCUCACUGUCAGGUGAAAAGAAGCGGCUGGCAACUGACUCCACAUGUACUGGAGGAGGCAUGUGGUAGUCUGCAGCCCUCCCCGGAUCGGCAGAGGGAGUGGAGCAGCGACUGGAAGGCUCGGAAGAGUGGGGUAAUUGCCUGGAUACAAUUGGGGAGAAAAAGCGGGGGGUGGGCGGAUCCUUGGACUAAAGCUAACGCAGGCAAUCUAAUGUAUCACAAGCGUCAUCAAACUGUACCACAACACUGUCGAACAGCAGUAUUGAUUGUCUGUCGACCAGCUCAGCAUCACACUGGCAUGAUGGUUCAGUCCGUCUCCCUGCUGGAGUUGUUUCCGAAUCCCACGUGUCUGCCACUGUAUCAGUGUACAUGUGACCCAGGCGAAAAGAUUCCUGCAGCGGUGUACAGAGACUGUCUCCCACCAUGGGAAAGAUGCCAGGCAGUAUUAUGUAACCUGACUCCGUGGUCCAGAUGGAUAAAAUAACUUUGUUACAAAGAAAAAGUCGUGGCUGUCCGCUUGAAAUAUUGACCGAUAAUCCUCGAUAUGCAUCUGUUGUUUUCCAAAAUGGAUGCAAAACAUUUCAGAAUGAAACACUUCGAUUUAAAGUUAAGUCAAGCGGUGUGGUCGCGUUUCCCCAACGGCUCACACCUCUUGUCUCAAUUUGAUUUCUAUGAAAUCGUUCACGUGACCUUUACGACGGGGUUUCUUUGAAAUCUCUCGCCGAAUUCCCUGUCAUAACCCUCCACCAGGAUAAGUAAUCAUAUUGGUUUAUUGAAUGGUGGCCGUGAUUUGCAUCACCAUAUGUGCUUAGGUUGAGAAUGCAAAACUCUGAAGUCCGAUAACUGUAGCAUAUAAUUUAAUUAUUUUCUCUUUGUUUGCCUCAUGCUCUUUUCAUAGGGGUGCCUACUGACCCCUGUACAUCACAGCUAAUGAAACCGGCUCUUACUCAAUGGGCCCCUUACUAGGGGAAAAGAAAACUUCAUACUAUGUAAAACCAACAACUUUGUUUUUUAUCUAUGUAUAUGAAACCACUGAUGUGUAACAAAUUACGUCUUCUUCCUUCAGAGAAAUGAUUUAAGUAAGCCCUGAUACAAAUUGUGUGACUAAUCAGGUAUUUCAGUCAUGAGUCACAGCUAUGGAUCGAAAAGUUCCAUCCGCUGCUGUGACUUUCUCUGUGCCCUUUGAAAUGGUGCUUAUUUAUAGACGGUGAUUAGAUGUAAACCAAAUCGUCCCAAUAGAAAGCAAGUUUUAGAUUUUUGUAAGCCACCCGAUCGUAGAAUAUCAACGUUUCGCACCCGGUUUCCCCCUCCGCGCCAUUGUUGGAGUACCUUCAAUUUUGAAACGGUUAUGGCGUGAGGCGGGCAAAUGGGUUGUGAAUGGCCUCUCCCAGGUGCCAUCACUGUUACUGGAUGACUGCUGAAAGUUCACAAAAAAAGGUUAUGAUGCAACCACCUUAAAACAUUGCUUGCCGUACAGUUUUGUUUCCUUUGUUUUAUUCCAGCAGAAGCCUCGUUGGUUAAGUUGUGCAAAAAGACUCCAGAAGAUUCUUUUGGCUACGCCAUUGACUUAGACCUCGUACAUGGAAAUAACUUAAAAACAGAAGAAAAGAACACGUGUUGUAUAUUUCAAUCAAAAAUAUACGCUGCCCGGUUGAUGAAGUAAAGCGCUGAGUUCAUGACCGUGUGAGCAUCUGCUAGCUUCCUGGCUAAUCCCACAUGCUUAAUCGUUUCAGAGCAGUUGACAAGGGGCAUUAAAGUAACAACCAGAGCAAAUUAACAGCAGAUAAGGAUUACACAGUUAGUUAUAAUAAUCCAUGCAUUCUUUACUGAAACCUGCACAUUUUAUUAUCUCGCCAUUAGAUGUAAACGUUAAUGGGAGUGCCUCGAGUGAUGUGCGUCCCUGUCGGAUCGAGCGCGUCAUGCAGUCCAACAUUUACCAAGUCAGGAUGAAAUGUGAGGGAGAGAGAGAAUCCUUUAAAUGGUCUUAAUGGAAAGUACCGUGCCUAAUGUCAUGAUUUACACACAUACACAUAGCAUUUGCCAUAGGUCUUUUUUUUUUUUUUGCUUUUGGUAUUAAAAAUGAGAAAGUGAAUACAAUUCACACUUGGCCCGUUGUGAAGGACAUUUAGAUGCGAGGCACCAACGACAUAAUUGGAAGAUUUCGCAGCCAGUUAAAAUCUAGUCCCAAGUGAAUGAAAUGUAAUCUAAAGAAAAUCUUGCAUUGGAAGUUUUUUUUUUGGUGGGUGGGUGGUUGGGUGGAGGGACUAGGUUUGAUUCUUGACUGAGAAACCAGCCUCGAGUGUCAUGAAGGCAUUUAACAGUCCACUGAUGAAUAAACCCAUAGUACCGAAUGGAUCCUGGUUAGGAUGUGUUUUAAAUCCCUGCGGUUGGUUUCUUCCAGCUGACGAAUGCUGGUUAUAAGGUGAUGAUGAUGCGUGUGUGUACUCGCCGGCAUGGUCCCCAUGAUGACCUCCCCUCUCUCCGUCAAACACACUGGAUGUUCUCUACACAGUCUGGGGAGGUACUGCAAAAUAACCCCCAGCAAGAUAGCAAGAAGAGUUAGACAGACAAAUAAAACACUCAAUCCUCCACUUUUACAGUGCCAUCCAGUAAUAUGAGACCCAGGGAGGUGUGUGUGUGUAUGAGCCUACCUUCUGUCUUUGGAAUCUGGGUGCCAGAUGAAGUUGAGCUGCACAUAGGAAGAAGAAUGAAAGGCACAAGUAAAAAUUUAUCCAUCAGGUAUUCAUCAGCUGCAAUUGUGGAUUAUUUGCAAACACUUUAAAAAACUGUGGCCACAACUUUAGCCAUAUAGUGUGGGUUGCAUUUCGUCAAAGGAGGUGUACACUAUGUUGGUUAGAGACCAAGGUGGCAAAGCGUUGAAACCACAGAGUUCUGAGGUGACUGACAGGCCUAACGGCAGACCAAAUGCAGUGAUCCUGCAGCUUGUCCUGCUAAAAGAGCUGCUUGUUGUUUCUGAAUCGCCAUACAAGCGGCAUGCCAUCAGCUAAGGGGAAGAGACAGUGCCCACACACUGCCAACACACACUCAGGGAGCACAGCGCUUUAAUGCAGACCCAAUCAAGUGUUUCUCAGGUCCAUAUAGGACAAUACAGAGCGUAACCAAACAGUAUGCUAAACAUUUUUCUGUCACUUUAUCUUACGACUAAGCUCCGGAAUAUGUUGGCAGUGAUUCGGGGUUGUAUAUGGGGAGGGGGUACAGGGGUACAUUCGUAAAGAAGCAUCCAGGGAAAGGCAGGGUUGUGGUAUUUGGGGAGCAUUUUAUCUUAGUAUUAGUUGAAAUAUUGGAAAAAUCUUGUCCUGUUUGACUGAGUCUCCUCCUCAAAAGUCAGAUUCAUACAGCAUGCACAGGUGCAUCAUCCACCAAGCCUUGUGCAAA